CUUGAUAACUUUGAAUUGAAUUAACUUAUAGAAAUAGGAAAAUGUCUAAGAUUGUAAUGGCCAUUGGAAUCUUUCUGAUUUGCUUGGUUUCUGCGUGCACAACAGCUUCCCCCUGCACAAACGGAUGGGUACUUUAUGAAGAAAAAUGUUAUUUCUAUAGUAAUUUCAAGGAAACGUGGCAUACAGCUUCUGCUUAUUGUCAGGCAUUUAAUAGCAAACUCGCUGAACCGAAAACGCAGGAAGAAGUUGUUUUCUUGUCUCAGCAAGCAGCACAAACAGUAAAUGACAGUCAAUACUUCAUUGGCGUCACGGAUGCGUUUUUGGAAGGAGAAUGGGUGUACGCUUCCUCACGAAUCCCUAUCAAAGUAACCAUUCCUUGGACACACUCUGGACCUCAGCACAGCCAGGAGCAGGACUUUGUAGCAACAGAUACGUUACCACCCGUCAAUGGUCAAUACACAAAGAAAACCUCCACAGACACAUCCAACUUUAUAUGUGAAUACAGUCUAGAUGUGGAGCCUGUAUUAGUGAUCGGAUGAAAAGAAGGAAGAUUUCAAAACAAAACUUAUGCUAAAUAUGUAAAAAUAAAAAUAUUAAA
This is a messenger RNA of Saccostrea cuccullata (small rock oyster), 598 nucleotides long. Its product is annotated as perlucin-like protein. Lineage: Eukaryota; Metazoa; Mollusca; Bivalvia; Ostreida; Ostreidae. The transcript has 5 exons. The record is from RefSeq and is a predicted model, not a curated record. The coding region runs from base 42 to 539 and encodes 165 amino acids.